Diatraea saccharalis (sugarcane borer) is the source of this 3092-nucleotide messenger RNA. NCBI's taxonomy places the organism in Eukaryota, Metazoa, Arthropoda, Insecta, Lepidoptera, Crambidae. The record is from the annotation of a GenBank genome assembly.
UUUCUUCACGUUUGGGGAAUCGGUGUGCGUUUUGUGUUGGUAUUUUGAAUGAUGUAGUUGUGAUGUAGCUUGUAAUUACUUUAAAAAAUAUUCAUGACAAAUUAUUCGCGAAAGGUGAAAUAUAUAUUUUAUUGUGAUUAAAAACCAAGAAAUACAUUCGACCUAAUCAUGGCGGAUCCACUGAGCUUACUUCGCCAAUAUAAUGUAAAUAAAAAAGAAAUAAUUGAACGUGACAAUCAAAUAAUAUUCGGAGAAUUUUCUUGGCCAAAGAAUGUUAAAACUAAUUAUCUUAUGUGGGGAUCUGGUAAAGAAGGCAGUGUUAAGGAGUAUUACACGUUGGAAUGCCUUCUUUUUAUACUUAAAUACAUAAAAUUAUCACAUCCAGUGUAUGUCAGGCAAGCAGCAGCGGCGAAUAUACCUGCUGUACGUCGUCCAGAUCGUAAAGAACUACUGGCUUAUUUAAAUGGUGAAACGGCUACAUGUGCUUCGAUUGAUAAAAGUGCCCCAUUAGAAAUUCCUACUCAGGUAAAACGUACCCAUGAUCAUGAUGGUGUGGAAUCUGCUGCUAAAAAACCUCGCAUUGAGGAAACUCAUGUCCAAAAAGUACGAGAACAACUGGCUGCUCGUCUGGAUGCACCAAAAGAAGCAUCAGUCACAGUUGACAAUAUCAAAUCCUUAUCAGAGGCUAUGUCAGUUGAAAAAAUUGCCGCAAUUAAAGCUAAACGUUUAGCCAAGAAAAGAACAACAAUUAAGAGUAAUGAUUACUCAGAUACUCUUGGAGUAGUGGGUUCAGACUUGCGAGCUAUCCUCGACUAUGAUGUUGAUCUUACAAAAGAUAUUAUCAGCCGAGAAAGACAGUGGAGGACUAGAACAACAGUAUUACAGAGCAAUGGAAAAAUGUUUGCUAAAAGUAUUUUGGCAUUGCUGGGCAGUAUCAGAGCCCGUGAAGAAGGUAGACCAGGCAUACCCAGACCUCAACCAGUAAUUAUGCCACAGCCUACCAAUAUACCAGCUCAACAAACACAGUACAACAGAUAUGACCAAGAAAGAUUUAUCAGACAGAAAGAAGAAACGGAAGGAUUCAAGAUUGAUACUAUGGGUACAUAUCACGGUAUGACAUUGAAGUCGGUGACAGAAGGUCCCAGUGUUCCUCUAGCGGCUCGUGCUCCACAGACCCCUACUCAUCCACGUCAAAUGUCUCAGAACGGUUCGAUGCCGAACAGUACGCCAGGGCGACGUGAACUAUUGCCCGUGACGGCGGCGCGACCUCCGCCCGGCGCCGGCGGGAAGAGACCGUCGCGCACACCCAUCAUCAUCAUACCGGCCGCCGCCACCUCCCUCAUAUCCAUGUUUAAUGUUAAAGACAUGUUACAGGAUCACAAAUUCGUACCAGUUGAACAGAAGAAAGCAGAAGGGGCAGUACGCGAGAACGAAAUACUAUUGCAACGAAGAAAAGGUCCUGCCGGCGACAAUGUUCCCGCAACUAAUGCGACAACCACAACUGUGCCUUACCGAGUAGUAGAUAAUCCUAGUAGACUGUCAGCUGCAGAAUGGGAUCGUGUGGUCGCCGUGUUCGUACAAGGUCCCGCUUGGCAAUUCAAAGGGUGGCCGUGGGAUGGGAAUCCCGUGCAGAUAUUCGCUAAUAUUUGCGCGUUCCAUUUGAAGUAUGACGAGAUGAAGUUGGACGCGAACGUGGCCCGUUGGGCGGUCACCGUUCUCAACCUCAGCCGUACCAAACGGCAUUUAGACCGCGCCGUAUUACUCGGAUUUUGGGAGACACUCGACAAGCACAUGAUGAAGAAUAAACCGCAUCUUAGGUUUUAAGUCUGUUGUAGUUACAUAUGAAUUUUAUCUUAUAGUAUAUUGAAAUUAUAAGGUGUGAAUAUCUUAAACUUUUCAAAAGCAAAGCGAAUCUAAGUCAAUUCAGACCAUCUAAAGUAUAUUUCGGCCAUCCGUCAGGACCCACCUAACAUGUAAUAUUUGAUUCUUAGAUACGUGUACUUUAGUACUUUGUUCCUUUCGAAGUUGUUUUAAUUUAAGACUACAUUAGAUGACGUCCUGAUAAUUUUAGUGUUUAUUUUAAGAUGUGCAAUUUUAUCUGUUCUAUAUGUGUUAAGUAUUUAACCAAACCGGCCCAGUGCAAGCCAGAGUUUCGCAGAGAAGGUUAUGUGGAAAAAAAAUGUUUAAAAUCAUAUUAUAUAUAUAUUAUAACAAUAGGUUUAUCGACAAUACAUAUGAUUAUCUGUGUUUUUCCCAAACGUUUGAAGAUAGAGGAUGGGGAUAAGGUUUCACUUAUUAUCUUAAAUGUCUUCAAAUCGCUAUUGAAUCUUAACAUAAAGAAACUAUUAAUAUAUUAUAGUCUGUAAAACUUUAUUUCUAAUUUACUCCUUCCCAAAUUCAUGAUUUGUAAUUCAAGUAUUAAAAAAAUAAGCCAUAAUUUAAUGAAGAACAUAUGCAACGAAAAAUGCGUUUUAUUCACACCUAGCAACAAGGUACUGAAUCAGAAAUUAUUGAUUAAGCAUGAAACAAGAUGGUUGCCGCUAUUUAUAUAUGUAUCUAUUUAACAAAGAAAAUUUAUUUUAUCACAUACUAUAAUGUCCACGCUUAUAAACUAUCUUAAUUCGACAUACGCACAUUAAUUUAUAAUAAAAAUUGACAUCAAUUUAAUUCGAAUGUUCUAUAUUUAGUUAGCUUUAGUUAUUUUCUAGAUAUUAGAUGUAAAAAAAUACUUAUAUACUUAUGACAGGAAUUCGUCCUUGUGGCGAAGAGAAUAAGGCACAUGAAAUGUCAAAAUUGUAUAUAUGUUUUUAGACGUGGCUGUACAAUAUCUUAUCUUAUUUUUGUUUUGAAUAUUUAAUUAUGGGAACAUGAAUGAUUAGGUAUUUACAUAUGCCCAGUUUAGUAUUAUCAAGAUAUAAAUAUAGAUUGAUUUCAUUGAUUAAUAACAUGCUGUUUAUUUGUAAAUAGUACAAUAUUAUCCUAAACGUGGCCAAUAUGCUUUAUAUGGUUAUGAAAUGUUCAAAGAUCUGUGAUCUUUGUUUUUUUCACAACAAUAAAUUGUUGAACAUAGACUUUUUUUAUUUAGUAUGUAG